Paramuricea clavata is the source of this 199-nucleotide messenger RNA. The record is from the annotation of a GenBank genome assembly. Lineage: Eukaryota; Metazoa; Cnidaria; Anthozoa; Malacalcyonacea; Plexauridae.
AUGACCUCCUUGCUAGAUAAUCUAUCAAUUGCCUGGACAGGGGAUUUUGAUUCUUUAAGGAAAUUUACGAGUAACGAACUAAAGCUUGAUGGAAACUGGGAGCAGCCUGGCGGUGAUAAGAAAAUAUUUAACAGUGAAAAUAUCUCUAUUACAUGGCGGAAGGCCAAAAGCAUACUCAAUAUCAAAGGUGUAGAAGCGG